AUGAACUUUCGGGCCGGUGAUAUGGGCCCAAACGCCGGCCCAGAGACCUGGCUUAGGUCUGCCGGUCGGGUUCCCCGGAUCUCAGGCCGCUGGGACGGUGAAAACCGGUCAGUGGGUUUGGACUACCGAACAGAGGCCCCCACUAUGGGAUCCGUUUCAACUAUGAUCUCUUACGGUUUAUGGGGCAUGUACUUCAAGUACGGGCUCUUAGGGUUAGGACCUAUCAGAGCUGUGCCAGAUGCUGCCACACUGCUGGUAGGCUCUUGGAUCGUUAGUCAUGCCUUCCCCCAAAGCCAAUCAUGGAGAAUGUUUCGAUAUUCGAGUACGGGCAAGCCGUGCUUCAGUGUUAAGAAAGGGGAUGAUUGCGAUAAGAAAUUUUGCCCCAGCGCUAGCAACGUCCCAAGGAUAUGCAUCCCUGAGGUGGACAAGGAAGACGAUCCAGGAAAUUUUUAUGACGCCUGGCCUGGGGCAACAGCCUCUGCAUGCCGCCGGGGACCUAUCCUCUUCGACGACAAGAGCCAGACGGUGUUGGGAUUCAAUAAUAAUGCCCAGGGUGGUGCUUUGCAAGAUCUCGUUUGCUUGCCACUGGAGCUACGGAGUAGAGCUAGAGCUGAAAGUCUCCUGCGUGUUCCUGUUGACCGCCCACCUUCCAUGCCCUUCCCCAUGUCCCAGUUGCCCAAGAGAUCCAAGAAGGGCUCAAGACUCGAGAGUGCUCACGAUCCAAAGAUGUGGUCGAACUCCAGCUUCCGAGACGAUUCCUCCUCGUCGCAUUCGCAGUCGCAGUCGCAAUUGUUUCCCUCAGACCAGGAGCAGGUCAGACGACCAGACCUUGAAUUCGAUCCAUACUCCACGGCGCCCGGUGUUGUAUUUGGACAUAGCUCGCAGUCGCAGUUGCAGGGCCGGGUUGGAGGAGGGCUUGGAUACCAGAGUGCGCCGGCAUCUGCCAUUAUCAAGACGGAAUCCCCCGUCGACCAGGACGGCGGGUCAUCAUAUGCGACUAUAACGGCCAUACCACCAGUGAUGCCCGGAAAGAGAACUGCGUCUGGCGAACCAACUGGCAAUGGCAAUGCUACACCGGUGAAGCAGCCUCGGGCAGAGCGUCCCGAGGAGUUUUCCAGCGUUGUCAAGAAGAAGCUGCAGUCCUCAACGCGAACUGGCCAGGCCUGUGAUCGAUGCAAGGUACGGAAAAUACGAUGCGAUGGGCUCCCAGGAGGAUGUUCUCCAUGCCUGCAGAACAAUAGCGAAUGUCGAACCACCGAUCGCAUCACUGGUAGGGCAACGUCGCGAGGUUAUGUCGAGGGCAUCGAACAGCAAAAUCGCGACUUGCAGCAGCGGGUCCGCGAAUUGGAACAGCAAUUGACGAAUAGAUAUCAUGAUACGGGACCUGGAUUUGGAUACUCUCAAGCAGCGAGCACCCAAGCUCCGGCUUGGGGCUCAGCAGCUUCGACCUUCACUGCGCAACCUGCAAGUUCCUUGGCUAAAAGCCUGUCAGAGACGGACUUACUUCGGCCACUGCCAGCUUUCCGUGCUGGGUUUCCAGGCGAUAAUUACUUGGGCGUUUCGGAAGGUCUCUCGAAUUUGAGCUCUAUCAAGGGGACAUCGCUCUCGAUUUUAGGCAUGGAGAUUGAUAUUGCAGACUUCGAAUCCCCGGAUAUGGACGAACCAGACCCUUCCAUUUUCCAUCCCCAGUUAUACAACAAGUCAUACCAAGCGCUUUUGCAAUCCGCACUGAAUAUCAACCCUAGACUGGACAAGGUGGAAUUGCCAGCGAAAGACCAGGCCAUCACCUACGCGGAGUGGUUUUUCCGUCUAAUCAAUCCGUAUUUACCAAUGCUUCAUAAACCUUCCUUCAUGGCCAUAUUAAAUCGUUUCUAUGGCGAUCCGACCUUCCGACCCAAACCAUCAGAGAUUGUGAUCGUUCAUAUGGUCUUGGCCAUUAUGAUGUUUCAAUACGCUGUCCGUAAUCAUGAGGAUCCAGCCCAUCACACCGUCCAAGACGUCCAAGCGUUGACUCUGAUCUGCUCACAUCUACGCAACUUUCCAAAACCUGGAGCUAGUUGGAUCUUAACUCAGACUACAAUGUCACUCGCUGUCGAGAUUGGUCUACAUCGAUCAGCAACAAGCUGGGUCUCCAAUGUUGCCCAGAACGCUCUCGACAUUGAUAUGCGGAAGCGAACCUUUUGGUCGUUACUCGUGAUACAUGUUGGGCUCAGCGGGAAACUUGGUCGCCCGCUAGCACUCAGGAUGGAAGAUAUCGAUGUGGAAAUGCCCGAAGAUGUUGAUGAUGAGCUACUAUCGGAGAAUGGGUUAGACACAUCCAGGCCAGGGAAAUGUCUUCAUAAAAUCGGACUUCAAGCCAUUCGCUUGAUCCCGCUCUUUGUGGAGAUGUAUAGUACAAUUUAUGCCAUUCGCCGCCAGCCUGAGAAGUAUAUAUCAACGGUCAAUUUGCUCGAAGCGAAGCUACGUGCUUGGAAAGACUCGUUUCCACCCGAACUCGUCAGAGGAGAGUCAGGCCAGGAUGAACAGGAAGGGCGAGUGUUUGCUCUCUAUGCGCAGGCAUGGGCGUAUGAAUUCCGCUUGCUGCUACGACACCCUUCUAUCUCGAUGACGGAUGAUGCCCAGUUCAAUGCUGAAAGCAUGAGGAUAUGCGUCGAAUCAUCUCGUGGGCUGCUCGGUGUUGUGCGGCAGCUGCAGAAACUCAAAAGUCUCGAUACUACUUGGGGCAACUGUGCUGUCUACGUGAUGGCGAUAACCACGGUGCUUUUCGCCCAGUGGCCCAAGAGGACCCAAAUAUCGCCAGCGGAUUUGUUGGCGUUAAGGGAAGAGAUGGACAUGUGGCUGGAUAUCAUGGGCGAUAUAGGCGCGUUAUUGGGCUCGAGAACGCGUCUUCGAGAAGCUGUCCGGGUAGUAACUGAUGGAACCCUCAGUCUGCUAAGCCGGGGCGCUCGAACCAAAGGCGGACUGAAGCAAAUUGGCGCACCCGAUAAUUCCAACUCUCCAACUGACCAAUCUGUGUUAAACCCUAAUAACGCAUACUCCAAACCGCUGCCUUACAAUUUCGGCAAGAAUCCCGCAACAAGUAGAGAGGCUACUGCCACGACAAAUUACGCCCCGACUGAAAACCCACUUACCCAUCAACAAACACGUUAUCCCACAGCAACACAAUACUCAACAUACCCCGAAACAGUGCCACCCCCAUCAAGUCUAUACGCACCACAUGACAAUCACUCUUUCCCGCCGUUCGCCGCCUCGGCCGACGAAGCCCCUCUCCUGGCAGCUUUCGCCCAACAAGCGCCCCAAAUCCCACCUGAAACGUGGCAAAAGCGCGACCCUCACACUCCCUAUUCCGGUUCACAAGCCUGGCAGCAAUGGGCGAACACCAUGGCGGGCUCUCUUGAACCCCAAGAUUGUUAUUCAGCAAGUGCGUUGAUGCAGCUUGGGGGGAAUACCCAGGGAGAUGCGCCGCCAUCGAGUUCUGCGCUGCGAUCUGAUAUAAACACGAAUGCCCCAAGUGUGAUUGACCAUGGGCAAUUAGGUGGCCAUAUUCCUGGAGAUAUGAGUUCGCAUUGGCCUCUAAAUAUAUUUGAUGUUGGGCAUGCGGGGCCAAGUUCAUAA
Messenger RNA from Venustampulla echinocandica, 3615 nucleotides. RefSeq lists its product as uncharacterized. Gene Ontology annotation, biological process: DNA-templated transcription; regulation of DNA-templated transcription. Gene Ontology annotation, molecular function: zinc ion binding; DNA-binding transcription factor activity, RNA polymerase II-specific; DNA binding. The transcript is spliced from 11 exons. The coding region runs from base 1 to 3615 and encodes 1204 amino acids. The record is from RefSeq and is a predicted model, not a curated record. NCBI's taxonomy places the organism in Eukaryota, Fungi, Ascomycota, Leotiomycetes, Helotiales, Pleuroascaceae.